Molecule: messenger RNA, 441 nt
Organism: Coccinella septempunctata (seven-spotted ladybird)
Lineage: Eukaryota; Metazoa; Arthropoda; Insecta; Coleoptera; Coccinellidae
Exons: 1
Coding region: 1-441 (146 amino acids)
Source: RefSeq, a predicted model, not a curated record
AUGGUGAAAGAUAACACACUAAGGCUCGGAUGCUGGAAUGUAAGAUCAUUUAACUCGAAAGACCAAGAAGUUAUAUUGGAGCUCCAUCAUCACAAUAUAGAUCUAUGCGCCAUAUCUGAAACGGAAAAGAAAGGCAAGGGUACAUCUCAGUACGGCGAGUACACAAUGUUUUAUUCCGGCAAGUCGAAGGAAGUUAGAGCAGCAUCUGGUGUGGGAUUUAUAAUCAAACGAGGAGGAUAUCUGAACAGCAUAACCGGCGUCAAAUAUCGGAGCGACAGAAUACUGCAGGUCAGUAUGAAGACAGACAAGGAGAAAAUGAAUAUUAUAUCACUAUAUGUUCCGGAUUCUGGAAGACCAACACAAGAACUGGAGGAAUUCUACGAUCACCUGCAGUCUACCGUGGAUGAUAUACCCAAAGGGGAGAAAAUCAUCAUGAUCUAA